This is a messenger RNA of Rotaria sordida, 1855 nucleotides long. NCBI's taxonomy places the organism in Eukaryota, Metazoa, Rotifera, Eurotatoria, Philodinida, Philodinidae. The record is from the annotation of a GenBank genome assembly.
AUGACAUCAAAUCAUCUAAGAACAACAUGGUCCCUGAUCGACGAAAUCAGUGGAAAACGCACAAGCUACAGCACAUCAAAAAUCAAACGAAAAGAUGGUACAAAAAUUAACUCAACCAAUGAACUUAUGCAUGAAUGGAAAACAUAUUUCGAAGAACUACUUAACGUCAAAACAAACAUCAAUCUAAACACUCAAGCAAUACCACCAGCUCCUGAAGACCUACCAAUCAACCAAGGUCCAAUAACAAUCAACGAAGUGGAACAAGCAAUAAAACAAUUAAAAGACGGAAAAUCUCCUGGAAUUGACUAUUCAAUAACACCUGAAGUUCUGAAAUAUGGUGGUAGAUGGAUUAUGAAUCAACUUUGUAAUAUAUGCAAUGAAAUCUACAACAAUCAACAAACACCAAAACAACUCAACACCAACAUCAUAAUACCAAUACCAAAAAAAGGCGACAAAACGCUUACGACGAACUACAGAGGCAUCAGUCUUAUGUCAGUAGCAGCUAAAACCUAUAACCGAAUCCUGUUAAACAGAAUAAGAGAACCACUUGACUCGAUUCUAAGGGUAAACCAGGCAGGUUUCAGGAAAGGACGAAGCUGCAUUGAUCAGAUUCAUGUCAUACGUAGAAUUCUAGAAAGCGCAAUCGAUAAACAACUUCCAAUCUACAUAACUUUCGUAGACUUUAAAAAAGCCUUCGACUCAAUCAAUAGAAAAACAAUGUUCAACAUCUUAAGGCAUUAUGGGGUGCCUACUAAAAUAGUAUGUGCAAUCGAAGCCAUAUAUCAUAAUACCAAAAGUAUAGUUCUCGUAGACGGCAACGUCUCUGAAGAAUUCGACGUAACGACAGGUGUUCUCCAAGGAGACACCUUAGCACCAUUCCUUUUCAUAAUAGUGAUCGACUACGUAAUGAAAAAUGCUCAAUUAGAUCACACAAACGAAAAGGGAGAACAUGGCUUCGUAACAAACAAGAGACAAUCCAGUCGACAACCACCAACAUGUAUACAUGACCUUGACUUCGCCGACGACAUAGCUCUCCUGGAAAAUAGUUUUGAUAGAGCACAAUCACAGCUCGUUCAAACAGCGAAGAGGGCUAGCGAAGUGGGUCUACAAAUCAACAUCAAGAAAACUCAAGCAUUAACCAACCAAAACACAAACAAUCAAACAAUGCAACUUGAUGGACAGAACAUUAAAUGGGUCGACAACUUCAAAUACCUCGGUUCAAUGAUGUUAUCUACCACCACAGACAUCAAAGUACGAAAAAGCCAAGCGUGGAAAGCCUUUUGGAAAUUGAAAAACACAUGGAAAUCAACAACAAUACCAAUCAAACUCAAAAUUAAUAUAUUCAAAACUUCAUGCCUUUCAAUACUAUUAUAUGGAUGUGAAAGUUGGAUAAUCACAAACAAGCUCGAGAAUACCUUAAACAGUUUCGCUACUAGCUGUUAUAGGGUAAUGCUCGGCAUCAAACGAAUCGACAAAAUUAAAAACAACAUCAUAUACGAAACAAUCAAAGAAGAACCUUUAAUACAAACAAUACAACGACGACAACUACGCUUCAUUGGACACUGUCUUCGCCGUAAUACAAACGAAUUUAUUAACACGUAUGCUCUGUAUACACCAAAAUCUGGCCAUGGAACACGAAAACGUGGUCGCCCACGUUUAAACCAUCCUGAUUACGUCGCAAGACUGAUCAACAACGACACACCACCAACCAUCGAAGAAAUCCGGAAGACUGCUGUCAAUAGGGAAGAAUGGCGUAAGAUUGUUGUCGCCUGCAAACCCAGGUUAUUUGCAGUCGAAUGAUGAUGAUGAAUUUCUCGUUAAAAAACUUCUUUUGACCUGAUUAUGUUUAAUGUAU